Molecule: messenger RNA, 1098 nt
Organism: Mycotypha africana
Lineage: Eukaryota; Fungi; Mucoromycota; Mucoromycetes; Mucorales; Mycotyphaceae
Product: chromatin modification-related protein EAF7-domain-containing protein
Exons: 4
Coding region: 1-972 (323 amino acids)
Biological process (GO): regulation of transcription by RNA polymerase II
Cellular component (GO): NuA4 histone acetyltransferase complex; nucleus
Source: RefSeq, a predicted model, not a curated record
AUGGAGACGAUCAAUGAAUUGCAACAAACACAACUGUCACAUCAACAAUUAGCUGAAAGUGAAGUCGACCCCAAUAAUCCACCUGUGCCAUUUAAACAUGAACCAAAAGAAUGGGAUGCGGAUAUGGAAUUAGCUUUACUGAAUGCCAUCGCACGUUGCAAACCAGUUGGGAUUCAUAAACACUUUAGAAUGAUUAGCAUACAAAAGCAAUUCAACAAAGUCAGUCCGAUAUCUUGUUCUUUGAACGAAAUAUGGGAUAAGUUGAGCGAAUUUUACGGAAUGAUAGCUUUGGAUGAAUUGGAGGAAGAAGACGAGGAACAAGAAGAAGAGGAACGCGAAGAACAAGAUAAAAGACGGGAAGAGGCUGAAAAUGAAUUUUCUUUGCCUUUAGAAGACUAUGAACAAUUGAUUUCAGAACAUCGACAAAAUCACGACGAUUUAGAAGAAGAGGAAGAAGGAGGAGGAGGAGGAGGAAGGGAAGAGGAAGAGCAGCAGCAGCAGCAGCAGCAGCAGCAGGAGGAGGAGGAAGAGGAGGAGGAGGAUAUCCAAAGCACGAGUACAUCAGCCACACCUAAUUCGUCUGCUUUGUCUCCUCCACCUGCUAAACGAACACGAUUCAACAAACGUGAUACGUCUCCAGCAUACGACUCCGUUACUUCAACUCCAGAACCGGAAGAAGGUAAUGGAAAUCGAGUGUUACAAGAAGAGCCUCCAGAGCUAGAAAAGCAGAUGAUACCACAGCAACAUCUGGUCGUCCCUCAAGAAGUAGUCGAUCAGCAGCAGCAGCAGCGGCAGCAGCAGCAACAUCAGGAAGGUCCCAAUCGUCAAGUAGUAAUCGGAAAAGAACAACCACAAAGCGUAAAUAAAAAACCUUUCAACAACGAGAUCCAGGGUCAUUUCGAUCAAAACUGUUUCGAACUAUUUUCAUUGGUUGGUUCACUACAACAAUUGGGGAUCCCAAAAAAUAAGUGAGAUUGAUUGGACAGUGGGUUCUUAUUGUCAAAUAGGAACAUGCACUUUCAGCUGUUAUAAUAGUUAAAAUACCAAUAGUACGCGAAAAUGCCCAUUUAAAACCUUUUUUUUUUUUUUUUUUUAUUU